This is a messenger RNA of Hemibagrus wyckioides, 4622 nucleotides long. RefSeq names its product KN motif and ankyrin repeat domains 3 (gene kank3). Gene Ontology annotation, biological process: negative regulation of actin filament polymerization. The transcript has 11 exons. Gene Ontology annotation, molecular function: protein binding. Gene Ontology annotation, cellular component: cytoskeleton; cytoplasm. NCBI's taxonomy places the organism in Eukaryota, Metazoa, Chordata, Actinopteri, Siluriformes, Bagridae. The coding region runs from base 212 to 2998 and encodes 928 amino acids. The record is from RefSeq and is a predicted model, not a curated record.
GUGCUCCAGCUGAACUUACUCCCUAUUGGAUCUUCUUUCCGUCUAUCACAAGCCUAUAAUCAACACAAACGCUACUUGUACGCCUAAUUCCUGUCUGGAAGGGCUGGAAAAAAGCUAAAAACACACAUUAACUCUGAUUUUGAAGACGAGACACGACUCACACCGUGGGUCCUGAAUUAACAUCUGGAGGGGCACCAGAAAAUUCCAAAAGAUGACACAGUCUGUGCACAUAAGCCCCAAACUGAAUCUGGGGUCCCCUUUUCACUGUGCCACUCAAGAGGAAAUGGAUCAGGGUGCAUCCUAUUCUGUACAGACUCCAUAUGGAUUCCAGCUGGACCUUGAUUUCCUUAAAUAUGUAGAAGAAAUAGAGAGUGGUCAGACUUUCCGCCGAACGAACAUGAGCCCCCGGAGAGGAUCACGGAGUGACCGAGUCUCUCAGAGGAGUGUAGGGGGUCGCACCAGUGGCUGGACUUCUACUGAAUCACUGGCAUCAACAACCAGCGAAGAUGGUCGAGUUCUUCCGCCACCUGCUCCUCGAAGCCAUGUCACAUCAGUCAGCAGGUCACAGCCACUUUCACCGUCUUCAGUGAUCAGUCCCACGCUACCCCCUUGUUCAAAAAUGCCACCUCCCCCGCCUCCACGUAACCCCAGGGUAGAAAGAACGUUACUAGAGACAAGCCGUCGACUACAGCAGGAGCAGGGUUUAUAUCCAAAUGGUUUAGGCUCUCCUCUUUCAGACAGUGUAAAAGAUUGUGGAUCAAGUAGCAGCUUUUCAGUGCCUUCCCAGAUGGCUACAGAUGGUCACCUACUACAGAUUUCAUCAGCUGUGCAGAAUCCCACUACUGGUGGCUGGACCAGAUUUAGUCCUCAGAAUUCUGGGAGAAGCACCCCAGCCUCCAGCUCUGGAAUGUCUUCAUUUCCCCCAGGGCAGCUUCAGACAGUACGAGAACAGAUGGCCUUUGCCCUUAGACAGCUCAGGGAGAUGGAAGAAAAAGUAAAGGGAGUACCUGCACUUGAAAGAGAAGUGUCCAUGCUACGUGCUGAAAAGGACAGGCUGCUUGAGGCUCUCCAAAAGAAAACAGAAGAACUUAGUGCUCUGGUCAGUGCAAAAAACUCUGCUCUGGUAGAACCUGCACCUUUGUCAUCACCUACAGAUCCCAUUGCAAGAAUUGCAAGCGAAGAGCGAAAUUCCAGUGAAAAAGGAAAAGAAACCCCUGUUUUGGCUAAAGAAAAAAGAUCUGUAGCUGUAGGUAGUGAUGUUCCUGUUAAAAUUGUGGUGGUUCAGGAUGCAAAAGAUGCAGCUGUAGAAGCUGCUGUUGAUGUCUAUCACAGAGGUGUAGAAACUGAGCCAAUGACCGUCCGUGAUGAAGAAGUGCAGGUCGAAGUUUCAACAAAUGAAGUGGCAGUCUGGGUAAUGGAGUCAUUACUUGGGCUGUCGAGUGAGACUGAACAAGAAAUCGAAAACCUGCAGGAGACCAUUAAGUGUCAGCAAGAGUCAGUCCAUCUCCUUGAGAGAAGGUUAACCCAGGCCAAUCAGGACCUUGAGGAAUUAAGGGCUCUGGAGAUGGCGAGAACGUCAAAGAUCACGCUAGAACGAGAGACACUGGUCAAACCUGAGACGGCGGAUGUGCUAGUGGAAACUGAGCUUUGCUCCAAAACCUCUGUAGGAGUUGGUGUUUCCAGUGCAGACUUUCCAGCGACGAAAACGGAUCAGGGCAUUCAAACAGACUUUGUGGAAGCAUCGAAUAAAAAGGUGGCCGUAAUCCAUGUCAACACAGGUAUUCAGUGGGAAGAUCUUAUAAGCGCUGACAAAAAAGACAAUCAGGAACAGUCUGUCUGUGCUGACGCUACAGGCCCCCUGAAAUCCAUCAUGAAGAGAAAGGAUGGAAGUGGCGCAAGUGCUGCAUGCAGCAGUGGCAAAAAAAGCUUAAAGUUUGUAGGGAUUCUUAAUGGAGGCUACGAGUCAACAUCUAGUGAAGAGGAAGAGGAGGAAGAUGACGGGAGCUCCUCUGAUGGAAGUGGAGAUGGCGGGUGCUCAGACAGCAGUGAGGAAGAGGCCGCAGCUCUAGAGGAUACCUCUGAUGAAGAAAGGAACAUCAAUUUGGACGAAAGUGAUAGUGAUGAAAACGUAGCCGCUGUGACAGAUGGUGCUAGGGAACAGGCUGAAGUACUAAAGGAAAAGUUUGAACUGAGUUCAAAAAUGCGUGAGGCUUGCCUCAUUUUAAAGACCCACCUUAACGAUGGUGCCAAAACAACAAAGAGUAAAGAACUGCUGUCCAGCACCCACACUGUGCAACUGGAAUGGUUCAGAGUGUCCAGUGCGAAGACGGCCCAGCCAUCCCGAGUUUCCAACUACCUGAUGGCUUUCUCUGAGCUCUCCCCUGCUCUGGUGCGGCACGUAGUCAACAUGACCGACGGCAACGGCAACACAGCUUUGCAUUACAGUGUUUCCCAUUCCAAUUUCACUAUAGUUGGACUCCUACUUGAUACAGGUGUGUGCAAUGUGGAUAAGCAGAACAAGGCAGGAUAUACCGCUGUGAUGCUGGCAGCCUUAUCAGCAGUGAAAGAAGAGGAUGACUUGUUGGUAGUCAAGAAACUGUUCAGUCUGGGCAAUGUCAAUGCCAAGGCAAGCCAGGCUGGUCAGACGGCACUCAUGCUGGCAGUAAGCCAUGGGAGGCAGGAGAUGGUGCGAGCGCUACUCGAGUGCGGUGCCAAUGUGAACAUACAGGAUGAUGAGGGCUCCACAGCCCUCAUGUGUGCCAGCGAGCACGGGCGUGCCGAGAUCGUCUCUCUUCUGCUUGAGCAACCUGGUUGUGAUAUUGCCAUCGUAGACAACGAUGGCAGCAAUGCCCUGUCUAUUGCCCUGGAGGCAUCCCACAAUGACAUUGCAGUGCUACUGUACGCCCACAUGAACUACUCGAAAGCUCAGUCUGACGUGUCCCCCAGAGCAAACCCUAGGAGUCCAUCCAGUCCUAGAAAGACAUGGCCCUCUGAGUGAUGGGCUCUAAAACUGGCAAGAAGUGAAUAUUAUCAUCAUUAAAUAGCUUUACAACAACAACAAAAAAAGAAAAACUAACAUUGUUCACAUUACAGUAAUAAUGUUUGUUUCAUUUACACACAGUGUUAUGCCAUUUAGUGCAUUAUAUUACACUUAGUGUUUUGUAAUAUUGGGUAUGAAACGCGUGCGAAGAGGACAAUCAACACCUCUGUAGCUCAUCUUAAAGAUGUGAACCACUGAUACAAGAACCAAAGAAUGUCUUAACUCGGACUGUUACUUAGUAUAGCGAACGUUUUGGGGUUCAUCAGGUUUUACACAGUGAAGUGACGCACAAUCCAAAGUGACCUUCGAUUUGUUCAGACUGAACAUGGUCUUUGUUUAUUCGGAGCUCGCAGCAGCCCUGUAGCCUUGGGAUCACACUGCGCUCAUUUGGUUUAACUCAGUGUUCUGUUUAUGAUUGAUUUCGCACAAUGCAGCCUAACAAGCAACACAUCGCCGACUUGCUAGAAUAUGACGUACUUGUAGACUCGUCUGAUCACAGAUCUGCUGGACCAUACUAAAAUGACAAACACUUUACAAUUGAACCGUAUCUCUUUAAAAAAAAAAAGAAAAAGUGGAGUUCCUUCCUAAAGGUAAGGGUGAAUUUUUAAUGCAAAGUAUAUUUUUAGACAAAGUAAAAUAUGCAUUCUUGUUCAUUCUUAUGAUGUUAUUUGUAAAAGAAACCUAUCCUUAUGUGGGCAGGGUUUUUAAAAAAGCCUAGUUGGAAAACACUCUUCUAGCCUGGUCUGCCUUGCCGGAUGUGGCCUUUUGUAUACAACCGACUUUAUUGUUGCUGUAGAGGUUUAUUUAGGGAGCACAGGUCCUGUAUCAACACUAACACCAUACUAUUUAGCUAAACACUAAUUACAAAUCUGCUCAAAAUCACAUUUGAGCAUUGCAGGAAGCAUAGAGAACCAGUUCAAACCAGUUCCCAGAUGGUCAAAUCAUAAGAUUUUUGCUCCUGCUAGAAAAUUUUAUCAUGGUAAGUUUGAUACAAACCAGUUACCACAACAUCUGGUGGCUGCAGAGAUGCUGGUCAGUCUACUUGGUUAGUUUGUGCCACCUAGAGGUGAACAUGCUCAUGCAUCGUGGGAAAUGUGUAAUAGAGUACUGCUUACUGUGCUCUCUAAAUACAGUGCAACUAGAAAACUACUUAACUGGCCCUUAGUAUGAUGGCUGAAAAACAUACUGCACAGAUGUUAAGGAUUGUACCAAAGAUAAUUUAACCCAGCUCAUUAGGGUAUUUCUCCCAAUCCAAAAUGCUUGUGCGUGGGACAGAUGGAACAUGCUUGGAUUUUUUUGAUUUUUUUUUGUGCAUACACUUUAACUUUUCACUCUUAGCUUAUAAUAUAUUAUAAAGCCACUGUACUAUAAAACCAGACAGAGUUAAAGGUUCAUAUGCUCAUAGAAUAAUGUACUCUAUGUUAAUGUAUUAUUAUUACUAAUUAUUUGCUGGUUUCUUCCUCAUUUGUGCCUAACCCAGCACUGCUCCCUGUUACUGUAAAAUAUUAUUGCUAUUUUUUAUGUUUCGUUAUGUGCCUUGGGAUAUAUAGCCACCUUAAAACAUGAAAAUAAACUUUAUUAU